GCUUGAUCUGUUCUACCCCUGUGCCCACCCUCUCCCUCUUUCUGUUCUGCGAUCAUCCGGACCGGCCAGCCUUCAGCAGCAGUUUUCUGAUGCCAACAGGGCAAGCUACCGAACAGCAGCCACAACGCAGCAAGAGGAUCACAGAUCGCCAACAGCAACAGCAACCUGCAGAUCGACAGCAGCUACAGACCAGCACACAGAUGGUGAUCACGCCUAACAGCGGAACGUCGUCUGAGACUUCGACAUCUAGUAAUGUCGAACCCUUGCUGGUCUGUCCUGCUCAAGGGCCGAAUGAGUCCAUCGCGGACUACAUUCAGAGAGUGAAGACCUAUACGGACUCACUAACCCUUGCCAAGGAACGGCAAGAUGCUGCCGAAGCAGAAAAACAGCGGUUGGCAGCAGAAGCUGCAGCCCAAGCCCAGCGUCAAGCUGAGGCGGAGCAGUUGGCGACCGACAAGCUCAACGCCGACAGUGCCGAGCUUCUGAUCUCUCAACAAGAUCAGUGGACAGCGGUACUCAACGGGAUGCGUUAUGUCCCCGUAGCAGGCGCCGAGCCGACGACAGUACAACAGGAGAGACAAAACCUGGCAGACAUUCUAUUGAACACAAUGCGCGCAAUCAUCUGGAACAGCACCAUGGGGGACCUUCAUUCCAGGUCUACACAGCAGCUGCAGAACGAUCUUAACCAUAAGGUGAAGACGCUUGCAGCAGCCGUCAAGAUCGUGAACUCCCAACUGAAACAGAUGGACACCCGCAUUGCUGCUCUGGAGGCAAGGCCUUCCCAAGCAGCGCCAGGCUGCACACCAGACACGGCGAAGCAACUCGGCGAGCGCAUCGACCAUGUCGUCACUAUCAUUGGCGAACUAGGUGCUUUCACUGGUCUGGACACGAUCAGCAGCAUGGUGGCCGCCAUCAAGACGGACAUCACCAAACUGCAGACAGGACCGGACGCCGCUUCAAAGAACUACAAGAUGCCGCACUUCAACAUCAGCAAGUUUGACGACUACAACAAGACGGACGCCUUGACAUGGUGGCAAGGUUUCCUCACCGAAGCAUCCUGCCGCGCUGUCCCGGCUGAAGACAUGAUGAAGGCGCUCUACCUCCAACUGAUUGGAGGCGCACAGGCAUGGAUGAACCAUCUCGCGGCCACCAAGAAAUGCACCAUCGCCGAACUCCACACGCACAUUCACCACGUGCACUUAGAUAGCGUAUGCGCAGCCUGUACACCGUCGACAAGUGAUCCGGUCAGCUCGCCACUGAAUUUCGAGGACUCGACGGCGUGGUUAAGACUUGAGGAGCUUGACCCGCUCACGAGAGAGGACUUCGCUUGGAUGCCUCUACCCUCAACCGGAACCUUGCCAAGGCCGCAUCGCAACGCCUUGAUGGCAAAUCUACGCUCCUAUUUGCACACUGCAAUACAAGCUCCGAUGACGGACGACGGAGUAGCGGUUGUUGAUCUCCGCUCCUAUCUUGCGAAGAUUGACCGCGAGCAUGCCACCCAAAGGUACGCCGAGACCGACGCACCUUUGCUCUAUAUCCGCAUUCAAAUCGGAAAGGCAACUUGCAGUGCCUUGAUUGAUUGCGGAGCAUCUCGCAAUUUCAUGAGCCAAGCCUUUAUGGCCCGCGCAGGCCUUGGCCCGCGCGUUCAAAGGAAGACGCAACCUACGCAAGUUACACUCGCGGACGGCGACGGCGUUCCGAUAUACUUUGCGCCACUUGCGUGCGAGCCAGUGUCUUUUGACAUCCUCGACACCAAGUUCGACAUGAUUCUAGGCAUGUCUUGGUUGCGUAGCGCCGAUCACCCGGUGAACUUUCAUGACCGAACCGUUCACAUCCGUGAUCGGAACAGAGUGUUAGUCCCAUGUACGGUCGCAACCCCUCAGACUUCGAUUGCUUAUCACGUGGUUUCCGUUGCGAGAAUUCGCGACGCCAUAGCUCGGAAUAACGUUGAGGAGAUGGGCCUUGUAUUCUUGCAUGCUCUCCCCUCUCCGGACGGACCAGCCGCGUCACCCCCGGACCCACGCAUUUCUCACCUCUUGGACGAGUAUAGAGACGUCUUCGAGGCUCCCACCGGAACGGUUCCGGAUCGGCCCAUACGUCACGGGAUCACUCUCGAGACUGGCGCCGUCCCUCCGCGUGGAUGCAUUUACCGCAUGAGCGAAGAGGAACUCGAGGUGCUUUGCGCACAACUCGACGACCUCCUUGACAAGGGCUGGAUUCGCCCUAGUUGUUCGCCUUACGGUGCCCCUGUUCUCUUCGUCCGGAAGAAGAACAAAGAUCCACGGUUAUGCAUCGAUUAUAGAAAACUUAACGCACAAACCGUAAAGAACGUCGGCCCUCUCCCUCGGAUCGAUGAUCUCCUUGAGCGGUUAGGCGGCGCGACGUACUUCUUGAAGUUGGACUUGAAGUUGGACUUCAAGAUCGGAACAAAACCGCAUUCAAGACAUGACGCAUUUCGUCAAAGGCUACAAGUCCGAUCCGACUUACUCUACGCUUUACGCGGAACUUUUAUUGGAUCACCCGCUGGCGUAAAGCGCACAUUAGCACGCCUCCGCCAGCGUUUUCACUGGCCCGACGUCCUUCACGACGUCACGAGGUACAUUGAGUCAUGUGCAGUUUGCCACCGUAACAAGGGUCGAUCUCGAGUCCCCUUCGGCGAACUGAAACCGUUGCCGAUUCCUCGGGCACCGCGCCUCUCCAUUGCUAUGGACGUGACAGGCCCGUUCCCCCGCGAUCGCCUCGGCCAUGACGGUAUUCUCACGGUCGUUGACCGUUUGAGCAAGUAUGCUCGCAAGUAUCAUGCUGCAGCGCCUGAGCUCGCACGACUCUUGCACACCGGUUGGAUUACCAACCAGGGUGUUCCGGAAGACAUAGUGAGUGACCGAGAUACUCGCUUCAUGUCGGGUUUUUGGACCUCCCUUAUGGCUGAGUCCGGUACGAGAAUGAAGCCGAGCUCGGCUCGGCAUCCGCAGACGGAUGGCCAGACGGAGCGAGCACACGAGACCGCUCAGAUGAUGUUGCGUACGCUCAUCCGUCCCGACCAGAAAGAUUGGAUUGACCGACUUCCCGACAUCGAGUUCGCAUAUAACACUUCGGUGCACCCGGUGAUCUGCGUCGCGCCAUUCGAGUUACAUCAUGGUGGAGAGAAAGCACGGAUCUUCGCUGAUCUCCUUCUACCACGGGCUGCCGACAUAGACGUCCCUUGCUCUCCCGCUUCCAUUCGGAAGUAUCGGGACUUGCUGAUCAAAGCCCGCGCGAAUAUGCAAAAGGCUCAAAUUCGCAUGCAGCAGCAAGCUAACCGACGUCGACUUCCAUGUCCUUUCCGCGAGGGAGACCUUGUUUGGGUCCUCUCCGAGGAAUUUGCGCUCGAGCAGGACGUUUUGCGCAAACUCCUUCCGAAAUGGUUCGGACCAUGGGAAAUUACUUCUGUCGUUGGAGACGAUCCCGCAGGUCCUUCCUUUGUGGUCAACAUUCCCAAGCACCUUACAGUGCACCGGGUCUUCCACGCGUCGAAGCUGGCCAUCUACACGCCACCUUCCGCUGACGAGUUUCCGGACCAACGAUCACAGGAUCCGCCUUCUAUGGACGGACAUCAGGAAGUCGAGCGAGUCAUCACGCACCGCAAGUAUGGCAACAAGCCAAUGCAGUUCAAAGUCACAUUCAAGCAAUGUGCGCCUCACGACACUCGGUGGAUCUCCCAAGCAGACUUGCAGACUUCUGCACCCUUGAUCUUCGCCGACUAUGAGAAGCGACGACUUGCCAAGGAAGCAGUUUGUCCCGCCCGACCCACCCCGGUAUCGGACAGACAACUCCGCCCUCGCGGGUAGCUCGGUCUUUUAAGAGGGGGAGUGUUACAUCUUCGACGCCACACGGGUCCUACCGGACCCGACUUAGGGCCAAGGGGACACAGUAGGGCCUAAAGGCCUG
Messenger RNA from Chara braunii, 3927 nucleotides. NCBI's taxonomy places the organism in Eukaryota, Viridiplantae, Streptophyta, Charophyceae, Charales, Characeae. The record is from the annotation of a GenBank genome assembly.